UCCGUAUAUUUUCUCACCUCAACCAAGCCCUCUGAAUACAAAAUAGGAACCCAAAUUACGCUCAACGAUGAAAGGAACAAAGUUAAAGGGGUUUCUGGGCUGAGUUUGACCCGCAAGGAUCGGAAAAAUGAACGAAUGCAACGGAGGCCGGCGUAAUGCCAAGUUUGGCAUGAGUAACUAGGUUGGACUGAGGCUCUCAAGGUGGAGAUGGAAAUGGAACUAGUUGAAGCUUUGAACUAAAGCGAACGUGGCAGAAACCAUCUCCCCCGAGUCUUUUGAUACACUGGACGAUACGGAAAGAUGCAGAAGAAUAUUAUAGAGCGAGUUGUUCGCUCUUACCCGCACGUUUGUCUUUUGGCAUCACGAUUGUUGUAGAUGGAGGUUGCACUCGGAGCAUUACAUGGAGAUGCUGAAGCGUUAGAUGUUGAAAGUUCGCUCUCGGACGCUAAUGAUGGAUGAUCGUUUAUGUUGGUUUUUGGAUGCACCAAGAGGGUACCACUUCUGAUAUAGGCUAUCGUUGUCCUCUUCAUGGCUUCUCCGCUCUCUUUGGCAUAACCAGACUGUAUCUGUCAUGUAGCCCUCCUUGAAGAAGACCAAGUCGCACGCGUGGUUGGGCGUGUUGGUGGCAGAGGAGCUGGCUGGUCUGUUGUCGUUGUGGAUUGCGUGGAUGAGAAGGGGAGCUUUGAUGGUGCAGAAAUGAGGUGGGGGAAGGGACACGGGUUAGUUCCUGAGAGUCAUUGAGAGGUAAUCAGUUAACUUCGGAGGAAGAUGGGUAGGGCUUUGUGUCGUUUACCGCGAGAGAGAUGUCUUUACCCCCUUCAAUGUUUGCUGUGCGGGAUAUACUGCUCGCUUUCUCUGGUUUCUUUCUAGUUUCUUCUUGGUUCCAUCUCCUCGGUUGUUUAACAUAAUUUCGACUCUGCCCAUGGGGAACCUGGGACUCAAGCUGUCACAUGUAGCUUCGAAAGUUGGAACGUGGCAAUAAAUGGACUUUGUCUCUCACCCCCACGGCGGAUGCUCUCCCUCCAUUGAUAGGGUUUCUAACACUUCAAACGAAAAGAUCUUCAUGCACCAAGCGCUGGAAUCAACAGAAAUUCUUCGGGCUAUCUUUCGGUGGUGUGAUAAAGGAUCGAACGCCAAAAAUGCUCUGGUCAACAAAUCCUGGUCGGAAAUCGGUUUAGAUCUUCUAUGGGAAGUGAUCACGGAUAUCAAUGUCAUCUUUGGUCUGCUCGGAGAGAUUUCAACAUCGAAUUCGACGCGCUUCUACUCUUGGAGGCCAACGUCCGCAGAGUGGCAUCGCUUCCAGACUUAUUACGCCCAUCGAGUCAAAACGCUGGAUUUCACGAAUCUAGAUGGGACACAACAAUCAAGGAUGACCUCGAUAUUUAACACCCUUGCCCGACUCCAGUAUUCGACGCCGAUCUUUCCGAACCUUACCUCCAUAACCUGGCGAGAUCUGGACUCCUCUGGAUACACUCAUCAUAGCACGAUCUUCAUGCACUCGAAAGUCACGCGAUUCCGUCUGAUUGCCCAUCAGACCGAGGACAUUCGGGAAGAUCUCCUGAACGAGUAUUUUCACUCGGUUUCGGAGCGCAUGCCGAAUAUAGACAGGUUGCAGGUUGAGAUACUGAACCAAAGUCAUAAACAUUUCCGGGAACCUUUAAAAGCGGUUUUCAGAGAUCUUCAUUGUCUGGAGAAUCUAUCACUACCUGCGAUGUCCGAUAAUUCCGACAUGACGGAAAGCCUAUCUCCGUAUCCUAAACUACGUGGUCUGAACUUCGUUCGGAUGGCCCGAGAAGACGGUGUAAAGAGGAUGACGCCUUCUCUCGCAGUCGACGCCUUUCGGCACCUUAUUUCGCUGCAGAUACAUACCCCGUAUUCCGUUAUCACCCAUUUCCUUCAUGUGACUCCAAAUUUUGCGGCUAGACUCACGAGUCUUGAUGUCACUUCUACGUUACCCCAAAGCGAGAGCCCCUCUGUCGUCAAAGACCUCCUUGAAGUGAUCGCCAGUCGUUUUGGGGGAUCAUUAAGAUCCCUCCACGUACGAAUCGACACGCGAUUUCCUCCGGAUACUCCCCAAUCACCGUCCAUUUACGACGUUGUUUCAUUUCAGCACGUCGAAGCUGUUUUGCGAUGCUCUGAAAUGAAGGAGUUUUCCUUCACACAUAGUUUACCUCUCUACCUUCGUCCAGAGAAUGUAGAGAAGAUAGCCUCCUCGUGGCCAUUUAUCGUGAACCUGCAUCUCUGUGUCGAUCCAAGAAGGAACUUUCCGUCUGAUAGUUCUAUGUCCCAUCUCGGCUUCGACUCGUUGAUUCCGUUUACGAAAGGUUGUCCUUCACUGGAGAAACUCGAACUUCCUCUUGACCCCACACGCGUCCCUAGACUCGUUGACGAACAUGAACUUCAAGCUCCCAUUGAACCGCUUCGAAAAAUGAGGAUUUUUUCUCCCGGGAACGUAGGACCCACUGACAAUUUGGAAUAUCUGGUCCUAGUCGAGUUCCUGAGCCGAAUUUUACCUCCCAACUGCGAGAUUUCCUUCCAUACUAGUUGGGAAAAUACGUCAGGAUCGCCGGUGACACCUGAGAAAUGGACCAUGAAAUGGAAAGACAUUAGAGAGGGACUUGUGCCGGUUGACCAGAAGAAUAAAAAACAGGAGGCGCUGCAGAUUGUUGAGAGCGAUGAACAUUUUGAAAUCUCAGUUCCCAGUGACCGGUUCGAAGUGUUGAACUCGGAGCGUAUAUUCCCGCCACGGUGGUACUAUGACCCGCCGGGCAGUGUUGGGCCUGGAACACCGUCGCCUGUAAAUUCGACCGAGUCGUCAGACUAG
Messenger RNA from Marasmius oreades (fairy-ring Marasmius), 2824 nucleotides. RefSeq lists its product as uncharacterized. The record is from RefSeq and is a predicted model, not a curated record. The transcript has 6 exons. Lineage: Eukaryota; Fungi; Basidiomycota; Agaricomycetes; Agaricales; Marasmiaceae. The coding region runs from base 983 to 2824 and encodes 613 amino acids.